GGAAGACGUUCUUGUAUACUCAUUUCUACUCAUGCGUUUUUUUUUUUUUUGAGAACGUGUAUGGCACUUAUUUACCGCCGGCGUCAAUUAUCUAGUAGCGCCGUCAGAAUUUAUUUGCACAUUCUACUCCAAACUUGAUUGAAGAACGUUGCAGAAAUCCACUUUCUGAAAUCACCUGUUUGUCCGAGAAAAGAAAAAUUAAAAUAAAUCAGAGCAGCACUAGCACACAAAAAUGAGGAAGUUUGCAACAAAGAUCGCCUACCUCGGGGCAGCCACCGUAGCUGCGUCGGCGGGCUACACAGCGUUUGGUACGAAGGUAACGGGUGGUCCCCCGGGGACGACCGCUACGGGUCGCGCCGGAGGUUCAUCUAGCAGUUCGAAUUCAGCGUCAGCACCAGCAGCAGCGCAGAGGGACAGCGAACCGAACCGGACGCAAUGGCUGCAACGCCGGGCCGGUUACAAUCUUGCUUCCACCUCACCGCUUCACACCCUCCUGAGUGACGUCCGUGUCAAGCUGGAGCAAGAAGCGCAGCAGGAAAGAGACACACGACGACAUGUUGCUCCUGAGGCGGAGAUGAUGCCAUCUCGCAGUGAAACGACGACUGGCCGCAACGGAAGAAGCACUGCUUCAUCGUCCGGCGUGGCAGCAUCGUCGCACGCAGCUGGACCGGGAAUUGUACCAGCUGUUGCUGCCUCCAGCGCUGCUGGAACAACAAACACAGGCUUGAUGAAGGAGGAACAGGCCGAGAAUCUUCGGGAGCAAGCUGCUGCAGCAUUGGGAGGUCAAAACGAAAACACAGCUCUACUAGCUGUUGUCCCUACUAAAAGAUGAAUGCUGUGUUUUGAGCCAAGAACCUCCUCCUUUUUCCUAAGCGAAAACUUUAAAACAUGAAACAGAAAUUUGAGCUUCUGCUAUCAAAUCCAAGCAGGAGCAGGUCUUGUUCAUCAAGCUGCUCCAGGAAAAAUGCAUGCAAAAUUGAACUUCUUCGCUUUCUUCAGGUCACCAGCAAGGAGACCACCUCGAGCAGCAUGUACAGCCUGCAGGAACUACAGCAGUUCCCUUUCUCCCUUUCCCCUACCCGGGCAUCGACGGGCUGCCGCUUAAGGCCGAAGACGAGGAGGAAAACGACUUACCCAUGCCCGCUUCGCAAGCCGCUAGCCUGAGCCUGCCAAACAGCCAGGAAGACCCGCAAGACGUCGCUUUGCCACUGGAAGAAGUCGCGCCGGCGGGAAAACCUCCGAAGCUGGGAGACAUGCCUGGUAUGGUUUUGAUUUACUCGUUCUGGGAGCACCUUAGCUUGUGCUUGCGUUUCACGUUAAUUAUGUGGUCAAAGAUAUCAUCAACUACGAGAAUAAACUUUCCAAAAUCCUAAAAGGCCUAGACGAGAACGGCGAGUGCUGGGUGGACGGCAGUCGCAACAACCGGUACCUGGUCAAGCGGAUGACAAUCAAACAGUACUCCCACUUAUACCAGUCGGACCCCCGGUUCCGCUCAGAUUCCCCCAACGAGAUCUACUACUGCAGCUGCCCUGCCUGGAAAUUUAAGAAAGUCAGCUACUACGACAAGGAAUGCAAACACAUUCGCGCACUGGUACGAUUAUUAAUUGGAAGUAUUGACAUCGAGCUCGAAAAACUCCUUUCAAAUUGCAGUAUGAUGUCCGCGAUCCGAAACUCUCAACAUGCACUCAAUUCUACUUCGGGAACUAUGUGGUUCUGGUUGCUCUUGCUGCAGGUCUGCAAUUUUCUUUUUCAAAUGUCGCGCAUCAAAUUCUUACGGAUCAUUCAAUAAAUACAGCUCGGCCUUUCCACGGAAGAGGACGAUGCCCGAACCGCGUCGCGCUCCCGAUCUCGCAGUGCCUCGGCUGCUUCCUCCACUACCAGUCGCGGGGGCCGAAAGGGUCGUGGACGGGGAGCUGGAGCGGCAGCGGCAGCAGGACCGGCUGCAUCCGGAAUAAAUCAGGAUAGCACGACAACAGGAGCACGUGGGCGUGGUUCUACUUCCGGUGCCGCGCAGAAUAAUGCGAAAAACGGAGGUGGCAAGGGCGGCGCGGGAGGCCGAGGCAAAGGCCGAGGCGGGGGAAGUACAAGUAGUACGACGACUGGAGGAGCAGGUGCUGCAGCUUCGAGUACUAGUAGCAAUGCAGUCGUUCCUGCUGCGAGUAGCUCCGCAGCGGCGUCUUCAUCUACUGGUGCAGUUCCUACAACAAGUUCCGCAGCCACUCGUACAGCUGCGACCAAGAACGUCCACCUCAGCGCACGAUGGCGCGACGAAGAGCAGCACAUUGCCAAGGCUCCUGUAGUCGUCGCUCCUUCUGCAGCGACGGGAGCAGCAGCUGGUGCCUCCUCUUCCUCAUCUUCUCAGUGGCACCCGAACCUGUUGAUGCGACGAGCGGAGCGACAGCAGGAUGAAAUCGAGUCAACACCCCCUAGUACUUCUCGAGGAAACCAAGCUGAAUGGAGGAGAAAUCCAUCAGGACAUCAACCAGGUCGUGAAACACGACAGACCAGCCGGAGCAGGAGCAACGCACGAUCCUCAAGCGAUCGGGGGACUACGACUACCGCAACUGCGAAAGCCCGACCUACCGCUCAAUACAGUGGGGGUGUUAACAAAGGCAAGGGAAAGGGAAAGGCAGUGGAACACCGGGUACGCAGCCCCGGUGCAGCCAGUGAAGGGUUACCAGGAUUUGGAAAUCAGCAGGCAGAGGAACAACAAUUACGCGGUGUCGUCCGCAGCCUCGGUACAACUAGCAUUUCCGGCGCAACAGUAACAGAACCUCCAACGCCUGGAUCGUCGCAGGAGACAAAGGUCGAAACGACAACAACCCGUAGUAUUCCUGCAAGCAGUGGACGAGGUCGCGGAGGCGGGCGGGGCGGUGCCGGACGAGGCGGUGGUGCUGGAGGGGCAGGCUCGUCCUCCGGAGUGGCGCAAUGAUGAAGAAAGCAGUCAAAAUAUCGCCGGCGAAUGAAUGUCUUUACUUCUGAAUCUGAUGAAUAUAGGUCAGCCUUUUCGUUUUUGUCGUUGCCCAUUAAAUUUGGAAAUACUUCUGCUCGUACCGUACUAGAUUCGACGAUUUGGAGACUUUCGUGCAAAUAGACAUGAUGAUGAUACGCAAUUAUAGUAAACCUGUUCCAGCCCUCCAUGACAAGAUCCCGGGAAAGAGCUGUAGAGCAAGAGAUUUUUGAUCUUUUGGAAACGUUAGCUAUUUGCCGGCGAAGAAGAUUUUUCUUUGCAUUUCCACCACUUCAUUCUUCACCGUAUAUGAUUACAUCAUGAUGCCGUUCCUGUCUCGAAGAUUUUAUCUUGAAGCCGCAGAGGCAAGAAGCCUGCUUGUCGUAAAGUAGUUUUUGAAUUCUGUCAUAGCAAUGAAGACCUACUAAUCUUGUUUUUUGAGGAUCAAAUUGAACCACAGCCAGAAUCAAAGCAAUGAUUCGUAGAAGACUUGAAAAGCCUAGUAAAGGUGGAACGAAACGAAGAAUCAAUACCCGUUACCACGCUACGGACUGUGUCACGCCAUUUGUGUUUUGAUGAAAAGGAUACCAAACUGCUGCGCGCAAACAAAACAACGUGCGCGUGCAUCUGGUGACG
Molecule: messenger RNA, 3586 nt
Organism: Amoebophrya sp. A120
Lineage: Eukaryota; Dinophyceae; Syndiniales; Amoebophryaceae
Source: the annotation of a GenBank genome assembly